AUUAAAUUAUAUUUUAACAUUGCGUGCAUGUUUUUGUGUGUUAACAUAAAUUUGAGCUCUUAAUUUUGUAUUAAACUUAUAUAACAGUUAAUUAAAAUGACUUUGAAAAGGUGACGUUACCUCUUCUGAACUAUAACAAAGUGUAAAUUGGAACUAUGGAUUCGAAUAUACAUUAAGUGAAGUGAAAUAUAUUAAGAACUGCAAAAUGGAGGGUGCAAUACUAAGCACCCAAAGUAAUAACAGAUUUCGAACGCAUUUGAAGAAUGCAGCUACAGUAUUAUGUGCUAGGACGCUUCCGAAGUCGAGAUGUAACGAACAAUCGGCUAGUUCCUCUAGACAUCACACCUAUCCACGAUCUUCUCCGCCGAAGCGACCAUCUAUUUCCUGCAGAAUGGAACCUCUUAUGAGUGAAUUAGCUCCGCUAUCGACACUCAAGCAAGCCGAAUGUGUCCAAUGCAAAAUGAUCCCGCAAAAUAUUAACAAAUCCAACAGUGUUGUCAAAUUAAAAAGUACUUUGGCCCGGGAGGUAGCACACGCUUGGGAGUGCCGUAUUGGUCCACCCGACCAGCCGGCGCCCGCCCACCGAGUACAAAGCCUCUUCAACGAUAUCGAACUGUAUCCAACUAAAACGCAGGUGUUUGAAAUGCUCGUUUGCGCGCGUCAGUGUGCACGAAGAAAAUCUCUCAUCCUGACCUUUGGAGAAUUUUGCGUAUUUGCUGCUGAACUUCGUCGGUGUUCAAGACAAACCAGACAAACAUCGGACAAACCCGAGUCACCCGUAUGGAGCUUAGAAAAGGAACUACGGGAAAAGGAAGCCAUAUGUAAACAUGUUAACGGCAGCGAGGCGUCGCCACCUCCUUGUGAGGUGUUCCUGGGAGGGUCCUGCAACCCGACCACGUGGAGAUCGGAUAUCGCUAUUCCUAUGCUUAAGAAGAUGGGCAUCACAUAUUUCAACCCCCAAGUAGACGACUGGUCGACGGAGUUAAUGGAAGUAGAGCACCGCGCGAAGGCCGAGGCGCGGGCGCUGCUGUUCGUGCUGGACAGCGAGACGCGCGCCGUCGCCGCCAGCGUGGAGGCCGCGCACCUGGCCGCCGCGCCGCGCGACCUGCUGCUCGUGCUGCGCCCCUACUCGCGCCACCAGACCAUCGGCCGCGAGACCAUUUCUGACCAAGAAUACGUUGAGUUGUCGCGAGCUCGAGCAACACUACAAGAAGCAGUGGAGCGACGAGGCCUACCGGCCUUCACGGACAUACCGGCUGCGUUACGAUGCGCCCGCGCCGUUCUCCGAGGCGCGCGUACGCACCCGCGUCACUCGUUGGGUCACACGAUUCUGCGACUGAAACGCGUUUACGACGCAGCGGGUGGCAGGAAUGCGCGGCUACCGCGCGCACGAGCUGUUGAUGCACUCAAAGACGCGACGCGGGCGCCGCGCGAUCUCGCUGAACGGUGUUUACCACCGAACGCAGAUACAGUUGAUUUUGAGACCUUUUGUGCUGCCGUCGCGGAGCUAGCUGCUGAUGCGGGUUUGCACUCGCCGCGAACGCCGUCGGGCUCGAGCGUGGCGGCGCGCGUGCGUCGCGCGUUUCGUUCGCUGCGCGAUUUGAUCACCUCGUCUGGCUUGUCCUCCGAAUAUCAAAGUCGCCACGGUUCGGAGUCGGAGAGCGUGGAAGCGUCGAGCGAGCGAGUGUCGACCGCUCGCGAACAGAACGGCCUGCGCGCGUACAACCCGCGCCUGCGCGCCUACGGGCAGAAGCUCUCUUUGUUUAUACCCAAGAAUGGUAGCAACCGACCAGCUGUAGAUGAAGGUACCGCGUCAGGAGCCAGCAGCGGUGACUCAGUGUUCACGCCGGGAACGGAACGGCGACUCGAAAGGCUACCUGCCAUGCUGGGAGCGCCCGUCCACGAUGUGUAUCUCGGCGGAUCUUUUCCCACGAGCGGCGCGCGGCCGGAGGAGGUGCUGCGGCGCGAGGGCUUCACGUGCGUGGUCCCGCGCGCCAACGACUACACGCGCAUGUUCUCGGCGCCCGCGCGCCGGCCCGCGCCCGCCUCGCCGCGCCGCGACAAGAAGCCGCGCCCCGACGGCGACGUCGAGCUGCGCGAGCGCGCGCCCGCCGAGCGCGACGACCGCGCCGAGCGCCUCAGCGCGUCCGACUUCUACAGCGUCACGGACGACGUCACGCCGCAGCCCUUCAAAGGCACGUACGACGAGGAGCUGCUGCUGGGCUCGCGCGUGCUGGUGUUCGCGCUGAGCGCGGAGGCGCCGAGCUUCGCCGCCAUGGUGCUGGCCGCGCACUACACGGGGCUGCGGCCCGCGCACACCGUGCUGCUGGUGCAGCCGCUGGACGCCGCGCGCGCGCCGCCCUACAGCGAAACGGCAGUGAAGGACUACAACCGCGGGCGCCACUACCUCACAGACCUGGCGCGGCGCGCCGGCGUGCCCGUGUUCGACAGCGUGGACGCCACACUGGCCUACGUCGUGGCGCGCCUGCGGGCCACCCACUGACCGCCCACUCACCGCCCACUCACCGCCCAUUCGCUGCCCACUCGCCGCCCACUCGCCGUCCACUCACGCCCGCCAGACACUGCGAGAAGCUCGACUUCAAAUCUAAAGCGAACUUAGUUUUGUAAAUAGCAAUAGUUUCGCUUAGUGUCGCGUUCGUCUCACUGAGGACGUGGGUGAUAUUUACUUCGAGGAAGAAUCCUAUAAUGCACGCGUGUGUCGGCGUCGGCCGACGGUUAACUGGUAUUAUCGCUUACCGUGUCGACGAUAUCGUGAAUCUCAUUCAUAUGUACCCUUCGAUUGUCGAUGCUAGGAUUUUUCGUACGUAAUUCCAUAGUAAUAUUAUCACAAACUACGUAAUAAAGACAUCACAAACUAACCAUCGUAAAAUUGUAGGUUAUCGCGGCGAGGAGUCUCAUAUACGUGUACUUAUUAUUUCUUAUCUGUUUAAUAAUUUUGAACACUUAGUCUAGUACAAAGAAGUCUCUCUUUUACUUCGCCACUCUCUAUUGUGUUAUAAAUAUGAAAGUGUAGGAACUCGUUUUAAUGCGAUCUAGUGUGAAAGAGCCGAAUGUGAGGUGAUGGUAAAAUAGUGUCGUUUUUAACAAAUCUCUGUGAUGAAUUUGUUUAGGAAAUUUUAAUGAUUUGAAUUUUCAAUGCAUACAUAUAAGUUAGUGUAUGAUAAUAUAGAAUAAUAACGCAGGCGGAGAAUUUAAAAUGGCAUGUUAACAUGUUUGAAUGAAUCUUAACAUGACAAAUGCAUAUGUCAGUACACACGUCUAGUGAGUGUCGAAUAGUUGAUAUUCCUGAAUACUUUUCUCGUAUUUUAUUAUCUUCGAAUGAACGCUGUUAUUUAAAUGACUAAUGGUAUUUUAAAAAGUGCCGCUUGUCAUUUUUUUAGGAUGUAUAGUGGGUCUCGUAGACAAUUUUCUCAAGUUAGAUCUUUUAGUGUAUUGGCAUACUGCUGUUAAAGUAAUUUACAGAUAUGUUUACUAAAUCAGCUUGGAUAAUGAAAAGUACAAAUGUGUUUUGCUCAUGUAGCAAAUGUAAGAGUACGGUUGUAUUGUUAUUGGGAAAAUAUUAAGAAAAAUUAAUCGUUAUUCACCUUAUACUCAUUUUUAAUAUAGUUAUAAUGAAAUGGUAGAUUUCUAAAGGUUAUGCAAAAUUUUUAAUUCGCUUGCAAAAUAAUCAGGCUUGUAAAGCCUCGAUUCCAUACCUAAACUAGGUAUAGCAUAGGGUAAUAUUAGAUAAUUUAAGUUGUAAAACUUUGACCCACUGUCACUAAAAUAUUACAAUUUUAUAUAAUCGGCAAAUAUUAUUUGCUAGUCACAUUAUCCAUUAACAUAUAUAAGUUACUUUGUAAUAUUGUUUGAUAGUACAAAAAUCUAAUUUAUAGAAAAUUAUUUCAUAUAUUAAUUUUAAUUAUAUGCCAUGUACGCUUAUUUUAAACUAAAAACAUCACAUGUAAAUAUAGAAAUUUGUAAUUA
This is a messenger RNA of Melitaea cinxia (Glanville fritillary), 3987 nucleotides long. RefSeq lists its product as uncharacterized. The transcript has 13 exons. Bases 206 to 2503 code for a protein of 765 amino acids. The record is from RefSeq and is a predicted model, not a curated record. NCBI's taxonomy places the organism in Eukaryota, Metazoa, Arthropoda, Insecta, Lepidoptera, Nymphalidae. Gene Ontology annotation, cellular component: plasma membrane.